AUGGUACGUGGUAAGACGAAAGGUGUCGAUGGUAACUUUCUAGAAGAAACAAGAGGCAAUGCCAAUAUACAGAAUGGAACGGCUAAAUUUCGUUUUGAAUCGACAAAUUCAAGUGCAUCCAUGGACUUUUGGAUUAUAAUCACUGAUUAUAACAAUCUAGCGGUUGGUUAUGCGUGUGAAAAUUUGAAUACUACGCAUAGAAGCGUUUUGCUAUGGCAGCUCGGAAGAACUACCUCAUUUCCAACGGACAUGAUGGAAGGUCUCUUGAACCGAACAGUCUAUACAUAUUUCGGCGUCACAUCAAAUGAUCUAAUAUCAGUAGACCAUUCGGCAACAGCUUGCGAAAUCCUACCAGUGAUACCAGAUGGGCAGCCCGUUAUUUUACCUGGUCAAUGCGACCCUAAUAAACAUGUUGUACAAAAUUUCAAUGUGACAGGGUUCAUGGGCGUAUGGCAUCAGAUAUCGACUUAUUUUUCCACCAACGGACAGGGCACCUGUAAUCGUGCGCAAUAUACACUCUCGGGAAAUGUUGUCAAUGUUUUGAACAGCCAAGUAGUGAACCUGACUCUCGAUACAAUCUCAGGAACCGCAAUAGUAGCAAGUAACGAUGGAAGUGCUAGACUUCUAGUCACAUUGGAGGUGACUCCAGGAAAUAUGGUACAACAGCCUCUAUGGAUUUUAGCAACUGAUUACACCGAUUACGCAGUGGCGUAUACCUGCGCAGACUUGGCUGGCAAUCAGAGAAGAGUAAAUGCCUGGAUCGCGAGUCGUUCUCGACAGCUCACUCCUGCAGCACAAAUCGCAGUCAAUGAAGUGAUAAGAUCUGAAUUAGAUUUGAACAAUCGUUACUUAAUUCCAUCAAAUCAAACCGACGCUGGAUGUUUCUUCUACCCAACCCCAGUUCCUAACCAACCAGUGACGUUCAGGGGACAAUGUGACCCGAAUACAGCAGUUGUCCAAAAUUUUAAUGUCUCUGGGUAUUUGGGCAUCUGGCAUAGCAUUGAAUCCUAUCCCUCUGUUUUUGCUCCCGGUACCUGCAACAAUGCCCAUUAUACGCUCGGAAAUAAUGUAGUUGACGUGUUCAAUACUCAAGUUAUCAACCAAACACUGGAUACCAUGACAGGAACAGCUGUCGUUAAUUCUACUGAUGGCAGCGCCAAGCUACUGGUUUCUUUCCCUGUGGGUAAUACAAAUGUAACUGUUUCCACCAAUUAUUGGGUGCUUGCAACUGACUAUAGUUCCUUCGCCCUGGUAUACUCUUGCAUCAACAUUAACGAUGACGAAAGACAAGUGUUCAGCUGGAAACUCAGUAGAACUAAACAACUGCCAAUUAACGGUACGACCGUUAUUAACGAAAUUAUUAGUACCAUACCAGUACUCGACCAGCGAUACUAUCAGGUGGAUGAUCAAACUCCUGCAGGCUGCUUCUAUUAUCCAGAACCAAAACAAGGAGUUCCUGUAAGGUUCCCAGGGCAAUGCGAGGAUAUCCCCGUUACUCCAAACUUUGAUAUGACUAGGUUCCAAGGCACAUGGUAUGAAAUCCAAGCGUAUCCAAAGGAACAGCAAGCCGGACAAUGUGUCUCGCAUAAUUUCCAGUUGUUUAAUAACGCCUUCAAUCUUACAUCCUUCAGUGUCAUAGAUCAGUUUUCAUCUGUUUCUAACGGUACUGCAACGAUAACUUCGACGGAUAACAGCGCGAAAAUGUUAAUUUCAAUAACAUCUAAUGGACAACAAAUAGAAAUACCUUACUGGAUUUUGGAUACUGAUUACACUAAUUAUGCAUUGGCGUACAGCUGCGUGAAUGUGGAUACAGAUUUUAGGAUGGUAUACAGCUGGAAAUUAAGCAAAACAAAGGAACUUUCAACUGAGCAGCUAGCUCUUAUUAAUAAUACGAUCUCAAGAGUCACAGUUCUAGAAGAAAGAUACUUUGAAAAGAUUGAUCAGUCGGCAGACGCCUGUGCAACUCUGCCUGUAAUUUCUCUUGGACAACCUAUCAUACUGGAUGGUCAAUGCGAUCCGAAUAUACAAGCCGUCCAAAACUUUAAUUUGAGUAGUUAUCUUGGUCGGUGGCGAUUAAUUGAAAGCUAUUAUCAAGAGAGCCAGGAUGGCUCUUGUAACGAAGCCACAUAUACCCUGAAUGCAGACAACUCUACAGUAAGCGUUUACAAUACCCAAGUGCUUGACCAACAACUAAGUACUAUAACUGGCAGCGCUAGAGCUGCCUCUGACGAUGGCAGUGGAAAACUACUUGUGACUUUCCCUGGAACACCUGCAGAAGCUGAUUAUUGGGUCCUCGAUACAGAUUACAAUUCUUUCGCAUUGGUCUACUCCUGCAGAAAUCUAACAGGAAACCAGAGAAGAAUAUACUCAUGGAAGCUAAGUCGUACAAGAGAACUAUCAGCAGAUGCUAAUACUCGAAUCAACAGCGUCAUGAACUCUGUCAAUGUCCUGAAUCAGCGUUACUUCGCAAGAAUAGAACACUCGGACAGUACCUGUUUCUACUAUCCCGAAGCAGAUGGCAAUCCCGUGAUGUUCAGAGGACAAUGCAAUGAGAGCAUUCCAGUUGUGGAUAACUUCAAUCCUCAAGCUUACAUGAACACCUGGUACGACAUAGAGAGCUACCCCGUUGCUUUCCAAAACGGCACAUGCCCAACUGCUACCUACACUCUUGGUGCUAACGUGGACGUCUUCAACACUCAAGUGGUCAAUCAACAGCUCGACACUAUCAAUGGCGUCGCGGUAUUAACAGGCCCCGCUAAUAUCGCUAAACUUAAUGUGACUUUCCCUAUCGCUGGAACUAAUCUAACAGCAUAUUCACCUUACUGGGUGCUUGGUACUGAUUACACAAAUUUUGCAUUGGUGUACUCAUGCGUCAAUAUCAACGAUGAAUAUUUUAGAGUCUCUUCCUGGAAGCUGAGCAGAACGAAACAGUUGAAUGCAGCUGCGACGACAGCUAUCAACAACUUGAUGAGCACUGUACAAGUCCUAGAUAACAGAUACUACAUCAACAGAAAUCACACUGAUCCAGGCUGCUUCUACUUCCCCGUGCCGCAGCCAGGAACACCGGUUGUGUUCCCUGGUCAGUGUGACCAGACUAUACAGGCUGUGCCCAAUUUCAACAUGAAUGCGUUCCAAGGGACUUGGUAUGAAAUAGAAGCUUAUCCAAAAGAUGAACAAACCGGUCAGUGCGUCAGCCACCAAUACUCCCUCAACGGCACAAACAUCCUGGACCUCAUCUCUUCCAGUAUCACCAACCAGCUUCGUGACAUCACCAACAGUACAGUCACCUUAGCCUCGGCUCAAGACUCCAGUGGAAAACUAAACAUUAUCCUCACGUCUGGAGGAUCAUAUAUCACAAUCCCCUUCUGGAUCUUAAGCACCGACUACAAUGACUACGCUCUCGCCUACAGCUGCGUCAAUCGCGACCAGAACUCUCGUGCGGUAUACAGCUGGAAGUUGAGCAAAUCAAAGACACUAUCGGCAUCUGGAAACAAUACGAUCAAUAAUAAGAUAUCAGAAAUUGACGUUCUGGAUAAUAAAUAUUACGAAAAAAUUGACCAAUCUGACGCUGGCUGCUUCUAUCUACCAGAAACGAACCCUGGAGAGCCCGUCCUUUUUGAUGGACAGUGUGAUCCGAAUAUACCAGUUGUGCAGAACUUUAACGCCACAGCGUAUGCUGGUCGCUGGCGCAUGAUUGAGAGCUACGCAUCAGAAUUCCAAAACUCAGCUGCCACUUGCUCUGAAGCUACGUACACUCUCUCUGGCGGUAUCGUCGAUGUCUACAAUACCCAAGUCAUCAACCAGAGACUCGACGUUAUCAAUGGGAAUGCCACUCUUGCCACUACUGAUGGAAGUGCUAAAUUGAUUGUAAACUUCCCGAACGCUCCUGUACCCUCUGACUACUGGGUGCUCAGCACAGACUACAAUUCCUACGCUCUGGUGUAUAGUUGCCGCAACGUUACUGCCACACAACGUCGAGUAUACUCAUGGAAGCUAAGUCGUACAAGGGAACUAUCAGCAAAUGCUACCACUGAAAUCAACCGCGUCAUGAACUCUGUUAAUGUCCUGAAUCAGCGUUACUACGCAAGAAUAGAACACUCGGACAGUGCCUGCUUCUACUAUCCCGAAGCCGAUGGCAAUCCCGUGACGUUCAGAGGACAAUGCAAUGAGAGCAUUCCAGUUGUGGAUAACUUCAAUCCUCAAGCUUACAUGAACACCUGGUACGACAUAGAGAGCUACCCCGUUGCUUUCCAAAACGGCACAUGCCCAACUGCUACCUACACUCUUGGUGCUAACGUGGACGUCUUCAACACUCAAGUGGUCAAUCAACAGCUCGACACUAUCAAUGGCGUCGCGGUAUUAACAGGACCCGCUAAUAUCGCUAAACUUAAUGUAGCUUUCCCUAUCGCUGGAACUAAUCUAACAGCAUAUUCACCUUACUGGGUGCUUGGUACUGAUUACACAAAUUUUGCAUUGGUGUACUCAUGCGUCAAUAUCAACGAAGAAUAUUUUAGAGUCUCUUCCUGGAAGCUGAGCAGAACGAAACAGUUGACUGCAGCUGCGACGACAGCUAUCAACAACUUGAUGAGCACUGUACAAGUUCUGGAUAACAGAUACUACAUCAAUAGAAAUCACACUGAUCCAGGCUGCUUCUACUUCCCCGUGCCGCAGCCAGGAACACCGGUUGUGUUCCCUGGUCAGUGCGACCAGACUAUACAGGCUGUACCUAAUUUCAACAUGAAUGCGUUCCAAGGGACUUGGUAUGAAAUAGAAGCCUAUCCAAAAGAUGAACAAACCGGUCAGUGCGUCAGCCACCAAUACUCCCUCAACGGCACAAACAUCCUGGACCUCAUCUCUUCCAGUAUCACCAACCAGCUUCGUGACAUCACCAACAGUACAGUCACCUUAGCCUCGGCUCAAGACUCCAGUGGAAAACUAAACAUUAUCCUCACGUCUGGAGGAUCAUAUAUCACAAUCCCCUUCUGGAUCUUAAGCACCGACUACAAUGACUACGCUCUCGCCUACAGCUGCGUCAAUCGCGACCAGAACUCUCGUGCAGUAUACAGCUGGAAGUUGAGCAAAUCAAAGACACUAUCGGCAUCUGGAAACAAUACGAUCAAUAAUAAGAUAGCAGAAAUUGAUGUUCUGGAUAAUAAAUAUUACGAAAAAAUUGACCAAUCUGACGCUGGCUGCUUCUAUCUACCAGAAACGAACCCUGGAGAGCCCGUCCUUUUUGAUGGACAAUGUGAUCCGAAUAUACCAGUCGUGCAAAACUUUAACGCCACAGCGUACGCUGGUCGUUGGCGCAUGAUUGAGAGCUACACAUCAGAAUUCCAAAACUCAGCUGCCACUUGCUCUGAAGCUACGUACACUCUCUCUGGCGGUAUCGUCGAUGUCUACAAUACCCAAGUCAUCAACCAGAGACUCGACGUUAUCAAUGGGAAUGCCACCCUUGCCACUACUGAUGGAAGUGCUAAAUUGAUUGUAAACUUCCCGAACGCUCCUGUACCCUCUGACUACUGGGUGCUGAGCACAGACUACAAUUCCUACGCUCUGGUGUAUAGUUGCCGCAACGUUACUGCCACACAACGUCGAGUAUACUCAUGGAAGCUAAGUCGUACAAGGGAACUAUCAGCAAAUGCUACCACUGAAAUCAACCGCGUCAUGAACUCUGUUAAUGUCCUGAAUCAGCGUUACUACGCAAGAAUAGAACACUCGGACAGUGCCUGCUUCUACUAUCCCGAAGCAGAUGGCAAUCCCGUGACGUUCAGAGGACAAUGCAAUGAGAGCAUUCCAGUUGUGGAUAACUUCAAUCCUCAAGCUUACAUGAACACCUGGUACGACGUAGAGAGCUACCCCGUUGUUUUCCAAAACGGCACUUGCCCAACUGCUACCUACACACUUGGCGCUAACGUCGACGUCUUCAACACUCAAGUGGUCAAUCAACAGCUCGACACUAUCAAUGGCGUCGCGGUAUUAACAGGGCCCGCUAAUAUCGCUAAACUUAAUGUGACUUUCCCUAUCGCUGGAACUAAUCUAACAGCAUAUUCACCUUACUGGGUGCUUGGUACUGAUUACACCAAUUUUGCAUUGGUGUACUCAUGCGUCAAUAUCAACGAAGAAUAUUUUAGAGUCUCUUCCUGGAAGCUGAGCAGAACGAAACAGUUGAAUGCAGCUGCGACGACAGCUAUCAACAACUUGAUGAGCACUGUACAAGUUCUGGAUAACAGGUACUACAUCAACAGAAAUCACACUGAUCCAGGCUGCUUCUACUUCCCCGUGCCGCAGCCAGGAACACCGGUUGUGUUCCCUGGUCAGUGCGACCAGACUAUACAGGCUGUGCCUAAUUUCAACAUGAAUGCGUUCCAAGGGACUUGGUAUGAAAUAGAAGCCUAUCCAAAAGAUGAACAAACCGGUCAGUGCGUCAGCCACCAAUACUCCCUCAACGGCACAAACAUCCUGGACCUCAUCUCUUCCAGUAUCACCAACCAGCUUCGUGACAUCACCAACAGUACAGUCACCUUAGCCUCGGCUCAAGACUCCAGUGGAAAACUAAACAUUAUCCUCACGUCUGGAGGAUCAUAUAUCACAAUCCCCUUCUGGAUCUUAAGCACCGACUACAACGACUACGCACUCGCCUACAGCUGCGUCAAUCGCGACCAGAACUCUCGUGCAGUAUACAGCUGGAAGUUGAGCAAAUCAAAGACACUAUCGGCAUCUGGAAACAUUACGAUCAAUAAUAAGAUAGCAGAAAUUGACGUUCUGGAUAAUAAAUAUUACGAAAAAAUUGACCAAUCUGACGCGGGCUGCUUCUAUCUACCAGAAACGAACCCUGGAGAGCCCGUCCUUUUUGAUGGACAAUGUGAUCCGAAUAUACCAGUCGUGCAAAACUUUAACGCCACAGCGUACGCUGGUCGCUGGCGCAUGAUUGAGAGCUACGCAUCAGAAUUCCAAAACUCAGCUGCCACUUGCUCUGAAGCUACGUACACUCUCUCUGGCGGUAUCGUCGACGUCUACAAUACCCAAGUCAUCAACCAGAGACUCGACGUUAUCAAUGGGAAUGCCACCCUUGCCACAACUGAUGGAAGUGCUAAAUUGAUUGUAAACUUCCCUAACGCUCCUGUACCCUCUGACUACUGGGUGCUCAGCACAGACUACAAUUCCUACGCUCUGGUGUAUAGUUGCCGCAACGUUACUGCCACACAACGUCGAGUAUACUCAUGGAAGCUAAGUCGUACAAGGGAACUAUCAGCAAAUGCUACCACUGAAAUCAACCGCGUCAUGAACUCUGUUAAUGUCCUGAAUCAGCGUUACUACGCAAGAAUAGAACACUCGGACAGUGCCUGCUUCUACUAUCCCGAAGCAGAUGGCAAUCCCGUGACGUUCAGAGGACAAUGCAAUGAGAGCAUUCCAGUUGUGGAUAACUUCAAUCCUCGAGCUUACAUGAAUACCUGGUAUGACAUAGAGAGCUACCCUGAGCGUUUCCAAGACGGCACAUGCCCAACUGCCACCUACACUCUUGGUGCUAACGUCGACGUCUUCAACACUCAAGUGGUCAAUCAACAGCUCGACACUAUGAAUGGCUUCGCGGUAUUAACAGGGCCCGCUAAUAUCGCUAAACUUAAUGUGACCUUCCCUAUCGCUGGAACUAAUCUAACAACAUCCUCGCCAUACUGGGUGCUUGCCACUGACUACUCAAACUACGCCUUAGUGUACUCAUGUGUCAAUAUGAACGAAGAAUACUUUAGAAUCAGUAGCUGGAAAUUAAGUAGGCAGAAGAGCCUAGCACCGGCGUCAGUAGCUGCUAUAAACACUACCAUGAACUCUAUCCCGGUACUUCGGCAACAGUACUUCGUAGCAAGAGGACAUACUGAAGAGAAUUGCUUCUAUUACCCGAAUAACAAUGGUGGACCUGUAGUACUAGAGGGACAGUGUGAAAGUAACGUGGCUAUUGUCAACAACUUCAAUCCUAAUGCGUUCGCAGGAUCUUGGUACGAAAUAUACCGUUUUCCCUCCGAAUUACAAGACGGGGAGUGCGUGUCCUCUCAAUUCAACUUUACUAACCAAGAGUUCCUUGUGAAUAAGAAUUAUGUGGCCAGAGAAAGAAUGAUAUCUUUGGACGGUCGCGCUUCCUUCGCUACGGACGGACGAGGCAUCAUUAAUGUUACUCUUAGCGGACAAGAAGCAAAUUUCCAAAUCUUCUACGUCAUGGAUGUGAACUACACUGACUACGCUUUGUUAUACAACUGUAGAAGCAUCAACAAUACUCAUAAACAAGUAUACAGUUGGAAGCUAAGCAGAUCGCAACAAGGACUCUCAGCAGAAGCUGAAAGGAACAUAGGUGAAAUCGUCAACAGGACACGAGAUCUCUUCCAAGGAUACUACGAAAUAACUGAUCAAACCACACGCGGAUGCUUCCACUACCCAGAGUUCGCUCAACUGCCAUAUGAGAUCGAACUUAUUGGUAGUUGCGAUCCAACUAUCAGAGCUAAAGCUAAUUUCAAUGUUCAGGAUUACCUUGGCAAAUGGUACGAGAUCGAAAGCUACCCGCAACCGUUCCAAUUUGGCCAGUGCGCACGCGCUCAGUACAGCCUCACUGGCGAUUUCGUCACCGUCCUCAACUCGCAAGUAGUCAACAACACGCUCGCCGUGCAAAACGCUACGGCUGUAGUCGCGUCUGAUGACGGCAGCGGACUUUUAAAUGUUACCUUCGUGUUACCCAAUAAUGUAACAAACACAGUCAAUUACUACGUGCUUGAGACUGAUUACACGAGCUUUGCACUGGUAUACAGCUGUCGGAACCUCACUAAUGGUAACAGAACAGUAAGCAGCUGGAAGCUAUCCCGUUUCACCACACUUUCUCCACUAGCAAUCCCAAUCAUCAACUCCAUUGUGGAUAAUACUGAAGGCCUCCAUCAACCGUACUAUAGGUCUACGGACCAAAGUGAUGCCGCUUGCUUCUAUAUACCAGACGUCAAUAAAAAUCAAGCUCCAGAAUUCAGGGGGCAGUGUGAAAAUAUUCAGGGUCUCCAAGGAUUUGAGGCUCACAAGUUCCUUGGUUGGUGGCAUGAAAUAGAAAGCUAUCCGACAGACAAUGUCAGAGGAGAUUGUAGAAGCUCUGAAUAUAAACAAGUUGGUAAUGACUUCCAACUUGUCGAAACAAGUGUGACCGGACUUUCCGCCCAAAUGAAUACGAGUGAUGUGACUAUAACUAAUAAUGGACAAAUAAUAAGGAUUCGCCCGGAUGGUGGUGAAUUUGAUCGUUGGUGGGUACUGGCAACUGAUUACGAUAAUUACGCACUACUUUACUCAUGCGUGAAUGUCAACAGCACUUAUAGGCGAGUAUGGAGUGCAAAAUACAGCAAGUCCCGUUCACUGGACGUCAAUUCCCAAAACGCAAUGGCCGCUGUCAUUCAAAAUACGACAACCUUGGAAACACGGUUUUUCCUUAUUACCAAUCAAUCGGAUAGCGCCUGCUUCUACUACCCAGAACCGACUGGAAAUCCAGUUAUUCUACCUGGAACUUGUGAUGAGAGUAUACCUGUCGUACAAAACUUUAGUACUGCGAGUUACUCUGGCGAUUGGUAUCAAAUCGAGCGGUACCCACAAAUCCAUGAAAAUGGUACAUGCGUGGGAGCGCGUUAUACUCUGAACACCGAAACAAAUGUAGUAGAGGUUCUGAACUGGCAAGUUGUUAAUGGUGUUUUGGACGAAGUACGAGGAAAUGCCACUGUUAAUUCUACUGAUGGCAGUGCCAGGCUUUUGGUAAAUCUACCAGUGAGAUUCACUGAUGAUCCAGAACCAAUGAUGGUUUCUAUGAAUCUGUAUGUGCUAGCUACGGACUACGUGUCGUACUCGCUCGCAUAUAGCUGCGUCGACGUAAACCCUUACAGACGCGCCGUUGGCGUAUGGAAGUUAAGUCGUAACCGCACAAUGCCUGAAAUUGGUCAAAGAGCCAUCAACGCCACCAUUGAAUCGAGGCCAGAACUAAAUCAUGACUACUUCAUAAGUGUAGAACAAAAUGACGACUGCCCUGAACCUGACCCUGAACCAUCCAGCGCCAUUUUGGUUAACAGCAGUAUUAUUAUUAUGCUUAUAUGCACCAUUUUACAUUUAUUUAACUUUAAA
Brenthis ino (lesser marbled fritillary) is the source of this 10128-nucleotide messenger RNA. NCBI's taxonomy places the organism in Eukaryota, Metazoa, Arthropoda, Insecta, Lepidoptera, Nymphalidae. The record is from the annotation of a GenBank genome assembly.